Molecule: messenger RNA, 3821 nt
Organism: Thamnophis elegans (Western terrestrial garter snake)
Lineage: Eukaryota; Metazoa; Chordata; Lepidosauria; Squamata; Natricidae
Gene: AKTIP
Product: AKT interacting protein
Exons: 10
Coding region: 171-1052 (293 amino acids)
Source: RefSeq, a predicted model, not a curated record
CUUCCAUCGGGAGCGGACGCGCGUUGGUUGGCGCUGACAGCCGGCCUGCCUGUGCGGAUGCGGCCGCCGAGGCUCUGCGCCGUCCCGGCUGAAGGUUAGAAAAUAACUGUAGAAAUUCGGACGCUUGGGAAGUAUAGCACAGUUCCACCUGGUGUUUUGGGCGACACGUUAUGAACCCUUUCUGGAGCAUGUCUGGAAGUUCUACACGCAAGAAACCGGAAACGGAAGAAAAGGCUCUGCUCGGCGAGCUGAAGACCAGUUCUCCGCGCUCCGCUCCCAAGAAACAGCUGCCUUCCGUUCCCAAAAAUGUCAUGCCGAUGACCAAGCCUGCUUCUCCCGCCCUCUCAGCCCAGUCGACCAAUGGAACACAUGCCUCCUAUGGACCUUUCUAUUUGGAAUAUUCCCUGCUGGCAGAAUAUACUUUGGUUGUGAAGCAGAAACUGCCGGGAGUCUACGUACAACCUUCUUAUCAGUCCGCCUUAAUGUGGUUUGGAGUCAUAUUCAUAAGACACGGGCUAUAUCAGGAUGGCGUGUUUAAGUUUACAAUCUACAUCCCAGACAAUUAUCCUGAUGGGGAUUGCCCACACUUGAUUUUUGAUCUGCCCAUUUUCCACCCGCUCGUAGAUCCUGUCUCAGGGGAACUGGAUGUGAAAAGAGCGUUUACCAAAUGGAGGCGCAAUCACAACCACAUAUGGCAAAUCCUGAUGUACGCGCGCAGAGUUUUUUACAAGAUCGACACAACCAACCCUCUGAACCCUGAAUCUGCUGUGCUAUAUGAAAAAGAUAUUCAACUCUUCAAGAGCAAAGUGGUGGACAGCGUAAAAUUAUGCAGCAGUCACUUAUUUGAUCCCCCCAAAAUUGAAGACCCCCAUGCAAUUAGCUUCUCUCCCUGGAAUCCAGCUAUACACAAUGAAGUGAGAGAGAAGAUGUUGACUCAGAAGAAGAAAGGAGAUGACCAGCAAUGCAAGAACACGCAAGUCUCCGGCCUCUCGUGGGUCAAACCGGGUUCCGUUCAACCUUUCAGCAAAGAAGAGAAGUCACUUCCUACUUAGCUACCCGAAAAGGACGAGACACACUCCACCCUUUUUGACUAGAAGGAGGGAACGAAAACAAGAGCCCAACAGCGAAAAUUGUGGUUCUCCUUGACUUUGGAUUAGUAAAGAGUAAAUGCUAGCAAACGACUUAAAAAGUGAUCCCCGUUCAGCGGGGUUCCUUGGGACUCUUUCUUGAUGUUUUACAGUUUUAAUUGCAGCCUGCAAGUAGGUCUUAUUAAAAGAGCAAAAGGCCGGGCUUCUGUACGGGAAGCCCGUCGUGCGUGGGUAUAACGAAUGACUCAGGAGUCAAAUGUAGCUCAGAAGUUUUCGGUGGGUUCCUUUUUAAAGUUUUUUUUUUUUUAAUGUAAAGAGCAGGCCGGAAAAAAAAACUCAUUCCAGAGAUAAUCUGUGUUUGUGUAAACUAAUAUAGCAGAGUAAAAUACUAUAUUUAAAAACUUUUAAAAUGCAUUGGUUUCUAUUGUAAAUAUUAUUAGGAUAUUGAAUUUGUAAAUACUUGGUUCCAAUUCCUUCUACCCCCUUCCAGGGGCAGAAAGGCUGAGACUGAUUUAUGUAUGAUGUGUACCUAUUUCCCCCCCCUUCCUUUUCUCCUUUACAGAUGUUGCCACUACUGGCUGCUUCUAACAUAACUUGUCCCAGUCUUUAGGGCCGCAACCGAAUUGCCUGCAAGAAUCAUAUAGGAGGGAAGAUUUUACUUCAAAAAGGGGCUUAGGGUAGAGGACUCUUCCAUUGUGAUAGUUGCAUGCAUCUUAACUCAAAUAAGCUUUAAGAUGUGUCAAAGUAAUAUUAGAGGCAGCCUUAAAUAGUACAUUAGUCAGGAAAGGUGUGGGUUUUUUUUUAAAUGAGAGAAAAAAAAUCAAAAUCCUGUAGAGGUCUUGGUUUUAAUAAAAUCUUAAAGGGAACCUAGCGUAGGUUGACUUAGGAAUCAUGCUUUGAGAUGGCUUGACUAAUGUGUUACUAGUGACAUCUUAAAAAAAAAAAAUAAAGACCAAUCAUGGCAAAAAAAGUCCACGUUGCGGUUGUUUUCUUUGGAUAAAAUAUUUGCCGAUUAAGUACGAGUUCUUUGGAAUUCUGUUUUGCCAACUAUAGUAAAACCUCAAGUUAACAGGCCAUUUAAAAAAGGAAAAAGGGCUUUUAUUAUGCCCCCAAAUCGGUUAAGUCAGGAAAUACGUCAUUUCUAUAAUGGUAUAAAUAGGUAAAUUUAAGCGCAUCUUCACUACUUUGGAUGCAAAAGACUUUUUCAGAAGAUGACUGGAUGGAAAUUUUGAAUCCAAAGUCUACUAAAUGAGAGAAGGAUUUUUACAAUAUUUAACUAUGGCUUAAUCUAUGGGACACAUAAUUGGUUUUUCCCCCCUUUUUGAGAAGCUAUGAUGAAGCAGAGCUGCUGACUGCCUGAUGGAAUUAGGCUGAAUUAGCAGUUUUUGUUUUUUUUAAAUUAGACCUUUUUGAUUUGUUGCUUUAUAAAACUUACGAAUCCCACGAACAGGCUAAACCUGCAUGUGCCAACACUUGCCCUAUUUCAUGGCAACAUCCCCGCAUUCAAUUUUACAUCCAGUCAAUCAUUUCAUAAAUCUAAAAUCCUUCUUCCAAGGUCUACAUUUAGAUCCCCUUGCAGCAAUUUUAAGAGCAGCAUAGAUAUUGUUGCAAAUGCAAUCCAGGGCAAAAUAUUGGCAAUAUUGAAUAUGAUCCUAUUAGUCUUCAAAGUGAUUCUUCAAUUGCCCGAACACCAUUGUUAAUUUCUCUAUAGACUCAAUUUGAUCCUUUAUGGGGGAGAGGGGGAGUGGAAACAUUUUCAGCAGGUAUUAGAAACCACAUGAAGACCGCAGUCCAGUGUUGGAGGACACAUUCUUAUCCGUGCAGAGUAUCUUAGGUUUAAUCCAUGGCAUCCCUUAAAAAAAAAAAGCUAGGAAAAGGUCUUAUUGCUAGUGAGCCAUUGUGAUCACAAGCAGACUAGAUGUUGGCCUGUUCUUCAGGGAAGAAGAGAUCUUUCUCUCUCUACAUCAUUCUUCCUGACCUCCAUUUAAAGCAGUUAAACACUUCAAUGGACCAAACAGCUGCAACGAUAAUCCAGGAUGGCCAGAUGUUUUCCUCAUUUUGAAAAAAAAAAACAGUGGGACGAUACAACCAACUACCAUAAUAAAGCUAAGAAACGGGGAAGGCUAACAGUCCUACCUUAAAAAUAUUCAUACGCAAGAGUUAUGACUUCUGUGUGCGCUUCCGGAAUGAAUACAAUUCAGUUUAACACGGCUUUUCAUCUUAGGGUUUGCUAUUUAAAAUAUAUAUAUAUAUAUAUAUACACACAUAUAUAUUCUUCAAAAGUGCCAUUGCCAUAGUUGCAAAAACUAAUUUGCAUUUGAGAACUAGUGAAGUGCUACCCGCUGAUCGGAGCUGACUGGAAACAUUGCACAGCUAAAAUACAAUGAAAUUGUGGUAUAUAUAUACAUAAUAUUCCCAUGUCACCUGAAGGGCAUAGAGGAAAAGGAGAAAAGGAAAGAAGAGAAGAGAAAGGAGAGAAGAGAAGGAGGGAAGGUUUAAGGCCUCCCCUCUGUUUCAAUUUCUGGUCUGUCUCCAGUAAGCUUUUCAACUACUGCCUGACAAUCGUUCUAGAAUCUUCACUCCUAAUUUAAAAAGAAGGUUCACAGCAAUUCUGAACUGGGUCAGAUAAUUCGUCACAGAGCUGAUUCCUUCGCUGCUGACUGCCACAUUUCCAAAUGCGAUUAAAAUACUGCAGAUUCUAAACAUGACGCCGGAUAAGAUCCAACUAGCCAA